AUGGAGGCGUAUGUGCUAUCUCUACUUUUGUUUGGUUUCCUAGUACUUACAGAGACCUGGGCAGGCUCCCACUCCCUGAAGUACUUCUACACCGUCAUGUCUCAACCCGGGCUAGCAAAACCAAGGAUCAUCGCCGUAACCUACGUGGACUAUCUGCAGGUCUUGAGCUUUGACAGCGACCUCGAGAACCAGAGCCGGGAGCCCAGGUUGUCGUGGAUAGAGCACGACUACUGGGAGCGGGAGGCUCAGAUCUUCAGGGAGGCCACCCAGCGUUAUCAAAUGUGCCUGCAGAUAGUGCCCGCAUACUACAACCAUAGUGAGCGAGGGGUUCACACAUACCAGCUACAGUCAGGGUGUGAGGUGUUCUCCAACGGGAGCUUCAGCCGCGGCUAUGUGCAAUCCGCAUACGAUGGACAGGACUACCUGGCGCUGGACACCGACACUCUGCAUUGGAUCCCGGGGAACACAGGGGCCCUGAACUAUAAGCGCCAGUGGAAAGAAGAACAAAGCGUUGCGAAACAUUGGAAGGGCUAUAUGGAGGGGGAGUGCGUGCACUGGCUUCAAAGAUACCUGCAGAACGGAAAGCAGACACUACUUCGGAUAGAUCCGCCCUCCGUACAAGUGACCCGACACACAAAUUCUGACGGGGAAGUGACCCUGCGGUGCCGGGCCCAGGGCUUUUACCCUGCGGAGAUCUCCCUGAUUUGGCUGAGGGAUGGAGAAGAACAGCUCCAGGAGACAGAGCUCAUUGAGACCAGACCUGCCGGAGAUGGGACCUUCCAGAAAUGGGCAGCUGUGGGGAUCUUCUCUGGAAGUGAACAGAAAUAUACCUGCCGAGUUCAGCAUGAGGGACUACCUGAGCCGCUCUUCCGGAAAUGGGAGCCGCAGUCCUCUGCCGUAGGGCUCUCUGCUGCAGUCAUCACUGCUCUCCUCCUCCUCCUCGCUGCAGUCAUUGCGGGAGUUGUGAUCUGGAGGAAAAAUGCUUCAGAUGGAAAAAGAGGGAGCUAUACUAGAACUUCACGCAGUGAUAGUGCCCAGACACCAGAUGUCUCUCUUACAGGAAAAGGUGAGAGUCUGGUGAUUCUAGAGAGGGGCUGUGGUAAAGGGGGCAAAUGCAAUGAAGAUGAGUAUGGUGGUGGUUGGGGUUAA
Molecule: messenger RNA, 1149 nt
Organism: Trichosurus vulpecula (common brushtail)
Lineage: Eukaryota; Metazoa; Chordata; Mammalia; Diprotodontia; Phalangeridae
Product: BOLA class I histocompatibility antigen, alpha chain BL3-7-like
Exons: 7
Coding region: 1-1149 (382 amino acids)
Biological process (GO): antigen processing and presentation of endogenous peptide antigen via MHC class Ib; positive regulation of T cell mediated cytotoxicity; immune response
Cellular component (GO): external side of plasma membrane
Molecular function (GO): signaling receptor binding; peptide antigen binding
Source: RefSeq, a predicted model, not a curated record